Lolium rigidum is the source of this 474-nucleotide messenger RNA. RefSeq names its product histone H2A.1-like. The record is from RefSeq and is a predicted model, not a curated record. Gene Ontology annotation, cellular component: nucleosome. The coding region runs from base 31 to 474 and encodes 147 amino acids. NCBI's taxonomy places the organism in Eukaryota, Viridiplantae, Streptophyta, Magnoliopsida, Poales, Poaceae. The transcript has a single exon. Gene Ontology annotation, molecular function: protein heterodimerization activity; DNA binding; structural constituent of chromatin.
CACUCCGCCGCCGCCGCUGAAGAAAUCAAGAUGGCCGGAAGGAAGGGCGGCGAGCGGAAGAAGUCGGUGACGAGGUCCGUCAAGGCCGGGCUGCAGUUCCCGGUUGGCCGCAUCGGGCGCUUCCUCAAGAAGGGCCGCUACGCGCAGCGCGUCGGCUCCGGCGCGCCCGUCUACCUCGCCGCCGUCCUCGAGUACCUGGCCGCCGAGGUGCUCGAGCUCGCCGGCAACGCCGCCAAGGACAACAAGAAGAGCCGCAUCGUGCCGCGCCACCUGCUGCUCGCCAUCCGCAACGACCAGGAGCUCGGCAGGCUGCUCGCCGGCGUCACCAUCGCCCACGGCGGCGUGCUGCCCAACAUCCACUCCGUCCUCCUCCCCAAGAAGUCCGCCGCCGCCGCCUCCGCCGCGGAGAAGGAGCCCAAGUCGCCCAAGAAGAAGGCCGCAACCCCCAAGAAGAAGACCGCCGCCAAGGAGUAG